AUGGAUAGCUUGCAGAAAGUUGGAGGGUACGGCCUUUAUUAUGAGGCAUCUAUGAAGGAUCAGGAAUGGAUGUAGACAAGGAACUAGUAAUGGAAAGUGUUAAAGCUGGAGCCCCUGGAAAACCAGAAAUGAGGCUGGACACUCAGGAAGAAACAAAUGAAGGUGAUGCUAAUGAAAGUUCAUUACAAGUCCUGUCCAACAAUGUGCCUCUCCUGGCCCUAGAGUUCUUGGACACAGUCCAGGCCAAAGAGAAGGCCUUUCUCCCCAUGGUCAGCCACACGUUCCACAUGCCCACAGAGGAGUCUGGUGCUCCACAGGAGGGUGAUGACAUACCGAAGUCCUCGGCAAACACCAGCCAUCCCAAGCAGGGUGACAUCCCCAAGUCCCCAGAAGAAACCAUCCAGCCUACGGAGGGUGACAUCUGCAAGUCCCCAGAAGAAACCAACCAAUCCAAGAAGGACGACCUCCCCAAGUCCUCAGAAGAAGUCAUCAAACCCAAAGAGGGUGACAUCCCCAAGUCCUCAGCAAAACCUAUCCAGUCCAAGCUGGGCAAUAUUCCCAAGUCCUCAAUGAAGCCCAUCCAGCCCAAGGAGGGUGACAUCCCCAAGUCCCCAGAAGAAAGCAUCCAGCCCAAGGAGGGUGACAUCCCCAAGUCCCCAGAAGAAGCCAUCCAGCCCAAGGAGGGUGACAUCCCCAAGUCCCUAGAAGAAGCCAUCCAGCCGAAGGAGGGUGACAUCCCCAAGUCCCCAGAAGAAAGCAUCCAGCCCAAGGAGGGUGACAUCCCCAAGUCCCCAGAAGAAGCCAUCCCACCCAAGGAGGGUGACAUCCUCAAGUCCCCAGAAGAAGCCGUCCAGCCCAAGGAAGGUGACAGCCCCAAGCCCCUAGAAGAAACCAUCCAGCCGAAGGAGGGUGACAUCCCCAAGUCCCCAGAAGAAGCCAUCCAGCCGAAGGAGGAUGACAGCACCAAGUCCAUAGAAGAAACCAUCCCACCCAAGGAGGGUGACAUCCUAAAGCCUGAAGAAGAAACAACGGAGUCCCUGGAGGGGGACAAGGUGAAAGUGAUCCUGAGCAAGGAGGACUUUGAGGCAUCACUGAAGGAGGCUGGGGAGAGGCUGGUGGCUGUGGACUUCUCGGCCACGUGGUGUGGGCCCUGCAGGACCAUCAAACCGUUCUUCCACGCCCUGUCUAUGAAGCAUGAGGACGUGGUGUUCCUGGAGGUGGACGCUGACGACUGUGAGGAGGUGGUGAGAGACUGUGCCAUCAUGUGUGUCCCAACCUUUCAGUUUUAUAAAAAAGAAGAAAAGGUGGAUGAGUUUUGCGGCGCCCUUAAGGAAAAACUUGAAGCAGUCAUUGCAGAAUUAAAGUAAACAUGUAUUCUGAAAACACUGCAGACAGUCAGAUGUUUAUAGCUUUUGAGUUAUCUUUUAUUAUUUACACAAAGCGAUCAGGUAUAACAAAAGUGUAUG
Chlorocebus sabaeus (green monkey) is the source of this 1466-nucleotide messenger RNA. It is a transcript of the gene TXNDC2, whose product is annotated as thioredoxin domain containing 2. NCBI's taxonomy places the organism in Eukaryota, Metazoa, Chordata, Mammalia, Primates, Cercopithecidae. The record is from RefSeq and is a predicted model, not a curated record.